Molecule: messenger RNA, 2582 nt
Organism: Bubalus bubalis (water buffalo)
Lineage: Eukaryota; Metazoa; Chordata; Mammalia; Artiodactyla; Bovidae
Gene: FADS3
Product: fatty acid desaturase 3
Exons: 12
Coding region: 153-1490 (445 amino acids)
Biological process (GO): lipid metabolic process
Cellular component (GO): membrane
Molecular function (GO): oxidoreductase activity, acting on paired donors, with oxidation of a pair of donors resulting in the reduction of molecular oxygen to two molecules of water
Source: RefSeq, a predicted model, not a curated record
GGGCCGGCGCACGCUCGUACGGAGGCCGCAGCGGCAGGGCGGGGCCGCGGAGCAGCGGGUGGCGGCGGAGGCAGUCUUCCAUCGCUGCCUCGCUCCCCUCGGGGUCUCCGCUCGGCGAGGUCCCGGGUUCGCGAGGACUUUUGCGCGCAGCCAUGGGCGGCGUCGGGGAGCCAGACUGGGAACCUGGGCAGCGGGGGGCGCCGCUGCCCACCCUCCGCUGGGAGCAGGUCCGCCGGCACAACCUGCCAGGCGACAAGUGGCUGGUGAUUGAGCGUCGCGUCUACGACAUCAGCCGCUGGGCACAGCGACACCCGGGGGGCAGCCGCCUCAUCGGCCACCACGGCGCCGAGGACGCCACGGAUGCCUUCCACGCCUUCCACCAGGACCUCAGUUUUGUGCGCAAGUUCCUGCAGCCUCUCCUGAUUGGAGAGCUGGCCCCAGAGGAGCCCAGCCAGGAUGGACCCCAGAAUACCCAGCUGAUCGAGGACUUCCGAGCCCUGCGCCAGGCGGUGGAGGACAUGAAGCUGUUUGAAGCCAAGCCCGCCUUCUUCGGUCUCCUGCUGGGCCACAUCCUGGCCAUGGAGGUGCUCGCCUGGCUCAUGAUCUACAUGCUCGGCCCCGGCUGGGUGCCCAGCACCCUGGCCGCCCUCAUCCUGGCCGUCUCCCAGGCCCAGAGUUGGUGUCUGCAGCACGACCUGGGCCACACGUCCAUCUUCAGGAAUUCCCGGUGGAACCACUUGGCCCAGCAGUUUGUGAUGGGGCAGCUGAAGGGCUUCUCUGCACACUGGUGGAACUUCCGCCACUUCCAGCACCACGCCAAGCCCAACAUCUUCCACAAGGACCCAGACGUGACUGUGGCGCCUGUCUUCCUUUUGGGGGAGUCGUCCGUUGAGUAUGGCAAGAAGAAGCGCAGAUACUUGCCCUACAACCACCAGCACCUGUACUUCUUCCUGAUCGGCCCGCCGCUACUCACGCUGGUGAACUUCGAAGUGGAAAAUCUGGCCUACAUGCUGGUGUGCAUGCAGUGGACGGACUUGCUCUGGGCUGCCAGCUUCUACGCCCGUUUCCUCUUGUCCUACAUCCCCUUCUAUGGCGUUCCUGGGGCGCUGCUCCUCUUUGUGGCUGUCAGGGUCCUGGAGAGCCACUGGUUCGUGUGGAUCACACAGAUGAACCAUAUCCCCAGGGAGAUUGGCCAUGAGAAGCACCGGGACUGGGCCAGCUCUCAGCUGGCAGCCACCUGCAAUGUGGAGCCUUCGCUCUUCAUCGACUGGUUCAGCGGACACCUCAACUUCCAGAUCGAGCACCAGAGAGGCCAAGACAUCUGCCCUGGACUUCCUGGAAGGCCCAGGAGAGGUGGUGCCCAGGUCCGGGGGUGCCAAGGCACCGUCUCCCCCGCAGUCUCUUCCCCACGAUGCCGAGGCACAACUAUCGCAGGGUGGCCCCGCUGGUCAAGGCCCUGUGCGCCAAGCACGGCCUCAGCUACGAGGUGAAGCCCUUCCUCACCGCCCUGGUGGACAUCAUCAGGUCCCUGAAGAAGUCUGGCAAUGUGUGGCUGGAAGCCUACCUCCACCAGUGAUGACCGCAGCGCCCGGGGCCCCAGCAGCCACCAAGCCACCCAGACAGGCUUCUUCACCUGCCCCACCUCGCCCUGCCUCAGGCUGGAGGCCCUGUCUGUCCUCUUGGGUCCCCUCCCCGUCUGCUCCACAGCCCUACGACCAUGGCUCUAGACCCACUAGGACCAGGGCUAGGGGCAUGGUGUAUAAAGACAGUGAGCGUGACAUGUUUUCCUAGAGCAAAAAUUUAGGUGAAAAAUGUUAUUUUUAUAUAAAAACAAACCCAUGUAUGUUAUGGAGUAGAUAUUUGCAUGGAUUUUGGAACUGGAGUUCAGGUCCUUGGGCCAUCAGGGUGUUAGGAGGUGAGAGGGCGGUGGUGGAUGGUGGCUUUCUGAGUUGACCUCUGCUCUGGGUCAGGGAGCUGAGCCCUGGGCUCAGAUGCCCUGAGGGCCUGGUCCCUUCCUGUUCUUCACCCAGUCACCAGCAACCUUGGUAGUUCACUCCAGGCUCACCCCACUUCACUCCUUUGCAUAGUUGGACAGGGAGGACAGGGAGGCGUCCCUGGUGGCUCAGUGGUGAAUAAUCCGCCAGCCAGUGCAGGAGACACAGGUUCAAUCCCUGGGUCUAGAUUUCUUGGAGAAAGAAAUGGCAAGGCACUCCAGUAUUCUUGCUUGGGAAAUCCCCUGGACAGAGAAGCCUGGUAGGAUAGGGUUGCAGAAAGAGUCAGACUAGACUUAUCGAUUAAACAACACAGAGAGAGACAGAAACUGGCGGCAGACAGGGGCCGAGGGCCAUGUAUGCGGGCACCCCCAGAUCACAGGAGGCACCCCUGUCCGGCAUCUGCACUGGCCUGAUGGCCAAGGGGCCUUAGAGGGCCACUGGUGGGGGUCUGCUGCUGAGCUCAGAAGUAUACCUGGCAUCACACCAAUGAGCGGGUCCACAGGAGGUGAUCGGGAUCUCCCCCUGCCCCAUGCCUGUCCGGGACCAGGUGCUGGUUUCCAGCUGCUGCAGUGAACCAUUCAAGCAGGA